Rotaria sordida is the source of this 462-nucleotide messenger RNA. Lineage: Eukaryota; Metazoa; Rotifera; Eurotatoria; Philodinida; Philodinidae. The record is from the annotation of a GenBank genome assembly.
AUGAAUUAUUGUGCUAUUGAUAGUAAAGUCGAAAUUGUUACAUAUGAUAACAGUCGAUGUCGAUAUGUUGGAACUGUUUCUGGUAUAGACGUCAAAAACAAUUUAUUAUUUCUUUCAAAUGUGAAGUGUUUCGGUGAAGAAAACGUUGGAGAUAAGUCAUCCAUUAGUAAAGAUACUAAUACAAUUAUGCCUAUCUUGGUUUUUGCAACUAGUAAUAUUAAAGAAUUAAAAACUGUUCACGAAGAUCAAGAUCAACCAGUAGCAUCUUCACGUGACAUAUUUGCUCCAUCAUCGUUAUCAUCAUUAGAACAAAAGCAAUCAUUGAUUUUUGAUCGUCCAUCUACUGCCUCAGCAGUGAUUGGUACAUCGGAUAAAGCUUCAUCAAUAUCUAGUGAAAUUUUACAUAUAACCCAUCAACAAUCGGACACAUAUAUAAAUCAAGGUAAAUUAUCACGAGAUUAA